Molecule: messenger RNA, 2460 nt
Organism: Ornithodoros turicata
Lineage: Eukaryota; Metazoa; Arthropoda; Arachnida; Ixodida; Argasidae
Exons: 11
Coding region: 582-2399 (605 amino acids)
Cellular component (GO): cytoplasm; plasma membrane
Source: RefSeq, a predicted model, not a curated record
CGUGCAAUUUUCGGGGAAGGUGCGCGCAUCUGCCUGCCCAAAAAUUUGGAAGACGGGAAGACCAUGCUUUGCCUCUUUUUUCUUUUAUUUGUUUUGUGUGUGUGUUGAAGCACAAAGCGGCGCCGGCGCUUUGCACAUGCAGCUCAGUUUUGUACAGAUUAUUCAACUUCGCUCUUGGCGUGAAGAAACAACAACAACGCAAACACACACAAAAUGCGCAACCUUGCACGAGUUCAUCAGCUGUGGACUGGGUCACCCUCCCUCACCCAACCCACGGAUGACGACGAAGCACACUAGAAAUGUAGCAUGUAGUUAGCAUCCAAUCCGAUCCGAUCCUCUCACAAGCAAUAAGAAUAACCAAAUAGCGGAACUGGCAGACGUCGCAAAUUUGUGACAUAGCGAGUGAAUGAGUUAAUCGGGUAAAUACUCAGUUGCAUCAAGCAAAACCACAGUGAAAUAGGAAUUCAUCUAGUAGAGCACGAAGCGCUUGUAAACCUAUGUGGUUUGGAACUCAAUGCUGUAGUUCGUAAUUGUCAAGAGAAGUAUUAGAGCUGGAUUCGCCAUGGCAGCUCGUUUAAAGUAUGAGUCACCGCAAUACAAGAGAGAUGGAUGGGCUUGCCUCAGGUGGUGCACCAGUGACGGAAGGUAUUCCAAACGCAGUGGCAAACCCGGAAUUGCUUGGCGGUGGGAAUCAGAGCACGUUUGGCUCGCCUCUUCGGGAAAUACAUAAAGUCGGCUGCCUAAAAUACAUUCCAGCAAGAAGAAUGUGCCAGUUUUUAAAGGCUCAGAAACCAGAGAAGGUGUGGGUUGCAUUCUGUCUGCAUAAUGAUAAGGAUGCCUUUUUGGAGUUCUACGACAAUUGCAGGAACAUCGCUGGCCAUGAACCAUUAUCCAAAUUUGAGCUAUCGAAGUGUCUUCAUAUUUCACCAUCACUGGCAUCAGAGGAUGAGCACUUUGAGUUUGCCAUCACUUUGGUGUCUCAUGUUGUUCGUCUUGUGGCCCCAUCGAGGGAGGCAAUGGUAGAGUGGAUAGACACAAUACGCACAAAACUGCGGGACCUUGGUAUUCUUGAGCCAAAGGACAAUGUAUACAGUGGAGAUCCUGUACCUAUGCAACCUUCACAAGAAGUCCACCUAGGCUCGAGGAGCAACAGUACAAACGAAGGAGCAUCAGAGGAAGCUAGUACUGCUCGUGACCCCAAUUCACCACUGCCAUCUGUGCCUGCACUCGCACCCGGGCCCACACCCCCUCCGCUGCCUCCAAGAAGCGCAAGCUCAUCUUCGACGCCUGUCUUCACUUUUGACAGUGCCAGCCUUCCUCCAACUGAAGCUCGGCACGGCUACCAGCGUAGCGCAAGUUUAGAUUCUGGUUCGGCCUCAUCAACUAGUGCACACAGCUCUCCUGCUCCGGAAGUGCCAGACAGGGAAAAUGGUGUUUAUGAGCCCCUUUUUCGCCCCCUUGUCUCUGUUACGAGAGUCAACUCGUGGUCUUCACCAUCCAGGCCGUUACACGCCCUGUUAGAGACUUGUAGGAACAAAAGACUCUCUUUCACGGCACCAUCGAUGCCAAAUUCUUACUUGAACGCAAGGCCGGGCCCUUCAAACAUUCCAAGUGAGCAAGCUUGCAGUGCUGCGAGGGAUGUACCUACAGGGAACGCAGCUGCAGCCACAUCUACUUCUGCAGCGGGGGCUCCUCCACAAAUUCCUACCAGCACAGGGCAAGAGGCACGCCUGCCAGAGGAAAGUGGUCAGGCACUGACACUGAAGGAAGCACAAGUUCUGUGUUUGCGUAAAGAAAUUGAGCAUGAUUACGGAGUUCGCCUAAUCGUAAGGAAGAGGGACUGCCUUCAUGCUGUGGCGUUUGUGGAGUGCUUCGGAGCAGUAUGGAUAGCAGGUUGGAACCAGAAGGACCACCCACUCUUGCAUAACGUAUUUCACGUUGGUGACCGGCUGCGGAGUGUUGCAGGUGCUCGAGUCACCACCGUGCAAGAUGUAGUUAGGGUCAUCAAAAGUCAAGGAGUCACGGUGGAGUUUGUGGUUCACAGGCUACCACAUGGAAGAGUUUUUGCAAUAAAGCGGGAUGUUGAAGGACAGGAACUUGGUCUUGUGAGGGAACGUGGCACACCAGAGAUUGCCGAAGUUAAGCCAGGAGGCCUAGCAGCAAAACAUGGUCUGCCCCUAAGAGCAACAACUGUUGAUGGGACAAGCUUAUGCAACUGGUUUCUGACGGAAGUAAACUGUAGGCCGCUAAACCUUUUCUUCAAGAAUCACGAGGUACAGGACCGGUUGAAUGCAGUUGGCAAAGAUAUAUCAAUACUGGUGCAGCCUUCGGAUUUGGUGUUCGCCCUCAAAAAGCAGCUGAAAUCUCUGAGGGGCUACAAAGAAUUCAUCGUUCAGUGAACUUUCUGACAACCCUUCUUGAUAGUCCCGUGUAGUAUACAGUAAAGCAGCUUCGUGACUA